This is a messenger RNA of Cladophialophora yegresii CBS 114405, 948 nucleotides long. RefSeq lists its product as uncharacterized. The transcript has a single exon. The record is from RefSeq and is a predicted model, not a curated record. Gene Ontology annotation, biological process: glutamate metabolic process. The coding region runs from base 1 to 948 and encodes 315 amino acids. Gene Ontology annotation, molecular function: D-glutamate cyclase activity. Lineage: Eukaryota; Fungi; Ascomycota; Eurotiomycetes; Chaetothyriales; Herpotrichiellaceae.
AUGGCUCCAAUCGCAUUGAACGGCACAAUGAACGAGGCGACAUUCAACAAACCCAGAGCGGCCCAGCCAGCGACAGAAGAAACCGGGGAAAGCAUUCGCCUCGCAGCCCGCUCAGGCAUCUUCACUGGACAAACUUCCGGAUCCGCACCGACGUACGUGCAAGCGAACCUCAUCGCCAUGCCGGCACGAUACGCCGGCGACUUUCGCCUUCUCUGCCAAAGAAAUCCCGUGCCCUGUCCAUUACUCGCUGAAUCCGAAGCCAUUGGCAGCUGGAGUGCACUAAAGUCACACGUAGCCGGCGUGACUGGCAGACAGAUUGCCGAAAACGUGGACCUUCGCCACGAUUUCCCAAGGUACAUGGUGUACGAGAGUGGCGUGCUCACGAAAUCUCAGUGCUUGAGCAUCGAGGCAGAAUGGACGGAAGAGCACGUCGGCUUCUUGAUCGGGUGUUCCUUCAGUUUUGAGUCCGCACUCGCUGCAGCAGGACUGGUUCCUCCACAUACGGCUCACGGAAGAAACGUUCCGAUGUAUCGAACGAGCCUCCCGCUGUGUCCAGCUGGCGUUUUCAGGAAUUCGACCUACGUGGUCUCCAUGAGGCUGUACCGGGAACAAGACAUUGAGCGGAUAAGGGACAUCACUCGUCCCUAUGUCGCCACUCAUGGAGAGCCCAUCGAUUGGGGCUGGGAUGCCGUGACUCGGCUCGGCAUCAAGGAUGUCACUCAGCCGGAAUUUGGUGAUAGUCCAGUUCUGUCUGACGGUGCCCUCCUUUUGAGAGACGUCAGCACAAACGGAGAGGAUGUCAUCCCUGUGUUCUGGGGAUGUGGCGUGACUCCGCAGGAAGCAGUUCGGCGAGCGGCGUUGCACGGCACUGUCCUAGGCCACGCUCCGGGACAUAUGAUUGUGCUAGAUAUCAGAGAUUGGGAUAUUCUGCCUGAGAGAUCCUCGUGA